Molecule: messenger RNA, 3279 nt
Organism: Corylus avellana
Lineage: Eukaryota; Viridiplantae; Streptophyta; Magnoliopsida; Fagales; Betulaceae
Biological process (GO): protein phosphorylation
Molecular function (GO): ATP binding; protein binding; protein kinase activity
Source: RefSeq, a predicted model, not a curated record
AUGCGUCCACCAUUCAUGGAUAGAACUCUUUUCCUGUUCCUCCCUUUUGUGAUGGUGUUUUUUGUAAGUUUAGCUAAUGCAACGGUUCCCAACAUUACCACAGAUCAAUCAGCUCUUUUUGCCUUAAAAGGUGGUAUUUCUUAUGAUCCUCACAAUAUUUUGACAAGCAAUUGGUCUAUUAAUACCUCUGUUUGUAAUUGGAUUGGUAUUACCUGUGGUUCUAAACAUCACCGAGUCACAGCUUUGAACCUUUCUUAUAUGGGCCUUGCUGGCACCAUUCCUCCACAUAUGGGAAAUCUUUCAUUUCUUGUUAAACUAAGUGUCACAAACAACAGCUUUCAUGGCUCCAUACCCAACGAGCUGGGUCGACUUCACCGGUUGGAACUAUUGGACUUUGGAUUCAAUGACUUCAAUGGAGAAAUCCCAUCAUGGAUGGGGUUGUUAUCCAAACUUCAAUAUUUGUUUCUACAUGGUAAUGGUUUCAAUGGUACUAUCCCACCAUCUUUAUCCAACAUAUCUUCGUUGGAAAUAAUUGAUCUCGGAUAUAACCAGCUUUCAGGCUUCGUAUCUUCCUCCCUGUUCAACAUAUCGACCUUGCAAGGAAUUUAUCUUAAAGAAAACAUGCUUUCAGGUCCGUUGCCCUCCAUUAUCUUCAACAUGCCUUCACUGCAAGUCAUGGACCUCAAAUUUAAUAUGUUUUCUGGUGGACUCUCAAUGGACAUGUUUGAUCAUCUUCCCAACUUACAGUGGCUUCGCUUGUCUUACAAUAAGUUCUAUGGCAAACUCCCAUCCGCUUUGUUCAAAUGCAAACAACUGCAGACUUUAUUCUUGGGGGUUAAUAAUUUUACAGGAAGAGUAUCUCCAGAAAUUGGAAACUUAACCAUGCUUGUAAAUUUAUCUCUUAGCAACAACAACUUUCAAGGUGCAAUUCCAAGUGAAAUUGGUAAUUUACAAAACCUAGAGCUAUUCAAUAUCGAGAACAACAACUUUGCUGGCCCAAUUCCAUAUGAAAUCUUCAAUAUCUCUACACUACAAGUCAUUGCAAUAACUUUGAAUAACCUCUCAGGCCAUCUUCCAUCAAAUAUAGACCUCUUUCUUCCAAAUCUUCGGAAGCUGUUUCUUGGGGGAAAUAAAUUGAGUGGAACAGUUCCCAGCUCUAUUUCCAAUGUUUCACAACUCACUAACCUAGAAUUGGUUCAAAACUCAUUCUCAGGCUUAAUUCCUAAAUCACUUGGGAAUUUAAGGCUCCUCGAGAGACUCAACUUGGGACAAAAUAAUUUGACUGUUGGAUCGCAAGAAUUGAGCUUUUUGAUCUCUUCUUUGUCGAAUUGCAUAUAUCUCAAAGCAUUAAUUUUAUCAGGCAAUCCACUAAAUGACAUCAUGCCUAAUUUCGUUGGAAAUCUCUCUAAUUCUCUUCGAAGAUUUUCAAUGUUUAAUUGCAGUAUUAAGGGCAGCAUUCCUAGUGAUAUUGGAAAUUUAAGUAGCUUGACAGCUUUGAACCUACGAACAAAUGAAUUGGCUGGACCAAUUCCAACUACAGUGGGAAUGUUGCACAUGCUUGAAGGUUUGUUCCUUCAAAGUAAUAGACUAGAAGGUCCCAUCCCAUCUGAUCUUUGUCGUUUAGAGAGAUUGGUUGAAUUAAACUUAACUGGUAAUGAGCUUUCAGGACAUAUUCCUACAUGCAUGGAUAAUCUAACUUCUCUAAGACAUCUCGACCUAGGCUUCAACCAAUUAACUUCUACUGUGCCUAUGAGCUUGUGGAGUCUAACAUACCUCUUGGAGGUCAAUGUGGCAUCAAAUUCUCUAAGUGGCUUUCUCACAUCAAUGAAUAUCGAAAAUAUGAAGGUCUUGAUAAAAUUGGAUUUCUCAAGAAAUCAGUUCUCAGGUGUUAUUCCAAGAACAAUUAAUGGCCUUAAGGAUAUAGUUCACCUCUCCUUUGCAAACAAUCGAUUAGAAGGUUCAAUUCCUGAAUCAUUUGGUGAAUUAGUAAGCUUGGAGUUCUUAGACCUUUCGAGUAAUAAUUUAACUGGAGAGAUUCCAAAGUCCUUAGAAGUACUCCAAUAUCUCAAAUAUUUGAACGUGUCUUUUAACACACUACAAGGAGAAAUUCCUUUAGGAGGACCAUUUGUAAACUUCUUAGCUGCAUCAUUUAUGUCAAACAAGGCACUUUGCGGUGCUCCCAGAUUGCAAGUUCCCCCAUGUAAAGAAGGUGCUCCUCAACCAAAAAAGGCUACAACAAUGCGCGCACUAAAGUAUGUAUUAUUGGCAAUUGGGUUAACAAUACUUGUAGUGGCCUUUUUAUUAGCUUGGAUAAGAUGCCAAAAAAAGAAAGUCAAAUUUCCAGUUGAGGAAGAGUCGUUACUUGUAACAACAUGGAGAAGAAUUUCUCACCAAGAACUUUUACAAGCAUCAAAAGGAUUCAAUGCAAACAACUUGGUUGGUAAAGGAAGUUUUGGGUCAGUAUACAAAGGAACACUAUCAGAUGGGACGAAUGUUGCAAUUAAAGUUUUAAACUUGCAAGUAGAAGGAGCAUUCAGGAGUUUUGAUGCAGAGUGUGAAGUACUAUGCAAUAUUCGUCAUCGAAAUAUAAUCAAAAUCAUAAGUGUUUGCAGUUGCAUUGACUUCAAAGCCCUUAUAUUGGAAUACAUACCUAAUGGAAACCUAGAGAAGUGGUUGUAUUCUCACAACCACUAUUUGAGUAUCUUACAAAGGCUAAAUAUAAUGAUCGACGUAGCAUGGGCAUUAGAAUACCUUCAUUAUGGUUAUUCGACACCCAUAGUUCAUUGUGAUUUGAAGCCCAACAAUAUCUUGUUGGACGAAGAUAUGGUUGCACAUGUCACUGAUUUUGGCAUGGCCAAGCUCUUAGGUGAUGGAGACUCGAUGAAGAGAACUAUGACUCUCGCUACCAUUGGUUAUAUGGCACCAGAGUAUGGAUUGGAAGGAAUUGUUUCUACAAGUGGUGAUGUGUAUAGCUAUGGUAUUGUAAUGAUGGAAACAUUCACAAGAAAGAAGCCCACAGAUGAUAUGUUUGCUGGAGAAAUGAGCUUGAAGCACUGGGUAGAGGAUUUGUUACCUCUUUCAGAAAUUGAAGUUGUGGAUGCCAAUUUGGGAGGAACCGAAGGACAUUCUGCUAUGGAUUGUAUAUCAUCCAUCAUGCGAUUAGCUUUGGAUUGUUGUGCAGAGUCACCUGGACAGAGGAUAGAUAUGAAAAGUGUUUCAAUCACACUCAACAAGAUCAAAUUGAAGUUUUUACAAGAUGUUAGGAGGAGUCUAAUGUGA